Messenger RNA from Mesorhabditis belari, 558 nucleotides. The record is from the annotation of a GenBank genome assembly. NCBI's taxonomy places the organism in Eukaryota, Metazoa, Nematoda, Chromadorea, Rhabditida, Rhabditidae.
AUGUUGCUCUUUGAAUCGCGUAAACCCUCGUACGGAUCGAGCUCGGGAAGCCUCCAAAUUGAGAUGGGAGGCUCUCCAACGAUGGCUAGGAAAGUGUCGGGAUUGAAAAGGAUGUUUAAAUUGCGUCGAACGCCGUCAGAUGAGGGGAAAGAAUGUCUCGGCUGCAAUGACACCGAGCAUCAUCAGCACGAGAUUCAGCCGCCAACCCGUCGUCCACAACAAUGCCAAUUGAAAGCCCGUGAUAUCUCUGUUCAAUUGGAGUCGCGGUUGGCUUGCCGCGUGGUGGUGACGUCACCAAACGCCGAGUCGUCACAAGUUUUAUCGGUGUUGCCUGAUCAGUCAGAAGACGUUGUUUAUGAGCCUAUGCAACAAGGAUGUGGACACGGUUUCUGGACGAUUAAGAUCAUCGAUAUUCAUGACGAUCAGAAAGUGCUCGGCGAGCAGACUCUUCAUUUAUCCGGUUGGGGCUCGAUCCUCGUCACAAUCACUGAAGAUUUCUCUGUGCUCAUGAAGCGUUUGGAUUUCCUCGAGUCACCAAUCGCCAUCUCAUGCGGUUAU